UUAUAAAUACAACUACGAAUAUGUUCUAAAAUCGGAAUUUCAUUGUAAUCGAUCGAUGCUUGUUCCAAGUCCUGUCUACGCACGCGACUAAUGCGCACGUAAUUAAUUGAUGAAAACGUGGCCGCUUAAUUGCCGUCCCCGGCUAAUUUGAGCGCUAAGGUCGGGCUUAAGAAUCGCAACAUCGGUUGAUUAUUGCAACGCUACUUGCCGGAUGUCUUUGCAGGCAUAUUCGUACUUUAAAAGGAAUGAAUUGCAAAUACUUUUGCACUACGGGGCGCUGCUAGUGGCAACGGCUGCAACCGCACGUGCGUUGUUUUUGUCGAGCUUGCGGUGUUGAUAGUGUCGGUCGGUUGGUCGGUGAGCAUUUUUGACAGUUGCUGUUUGUGCGUUAAGAUUCCUUUGGGAAAAUAUCGUCCAGUUUGGAAGAUGUCGAGUGAGUCGGGCUCGGAGUACGAUUCGUUGGAUGAAGAUCUGCAGGAGGCAUUCUCGAAAGGAGUGAUCAAACCGGGACUAAAUGUUGCACAAGAGGAUAAAAAAGUAUUGAAGAACAAUAUUCGCGGACUGAAUAAGAAGCUAGAAGAGUUUCGACAAAAGCUGCCAUGGAUAGAAAAGCUCAUUCUGAUCAAUGCUCCAGCGCCGAUGGCUCCAGAAUUGGCCCUUCAAAUGCAAGAGCAAGAAAGUCGUCGUGAUAGACAAUUACGGGGCAAUAAAAAAUUGCCACAGUACGAUUCAUCCGAUGAUCCAGUUUUAAAUGAUUUUAGGAGGGAGACUCUGUUUCAUAGACAGGCGCAGAGCGCAGUCGUCGAGGGAAUUGCCAGACUAAAAUCGCUGAACGUCCCUACGCUGCGACCGGAAGACUAUUACGCGGAAAUGGCCAAGACCGACGAACACAUGCAAAAAGUUAAAACGAAUCUUAUUAAAAAGCAGACACAGGCGCAAUAUUCGGAGAAGGUGAGGCAAAUGAGAGUACAGCGUAAAAUAUCAAAGCAAAUGCAAAUCGAAGCCACUUUGAAAAAGCAUGCUGAAAAGAAAAAAUUGUUGGAGGAAGUAAAGAAAUAUCGCAAGGGAAUAAGACAAGAUCUUGAUUUCUUAGAAGAUAAGAAAAAAUCAGGCCUUAAACAGAAACCCAAUAAUAAUAUGAGUAAGAGGGCUUUGGAGAAAAGGAAUAUGAAAAACUCAAAGUUCGGUUUUGGUGGAAAGAAACGUGGUAUGAAGAAAAAUACAAGAGACAGUGCGGCUGAUGUAUCGGAUUACAGGCCACCUGGGAAGCCGGGUAAAAUGGGCAAAUUUAAGAAUAAAUCUGGAAGGCUUGGCAAAGGGAAAAUAAAUUCAAGGCCUGGGAAGAGCCGAAGAGUGCAAAUGAAAGCUAAACGAAAGUGAGAAAGGUAGUAAGCGAUUUUAUUUGUGAAAAUGUUCGACGAACCCGAAGAAUGUAUAGAAGAUACUGUAUAGACGAAUGAGUUUCAACAAACACAUCCAUGUAUAUUACAAUGUAAAAAACUGUAUUUCCUUA
This is a messenger RNA of Ceratosolen solmsi marchali, 1513 nucleotides long. Its product is annotated as probable rRNA-processing protein EBP2 homolog. Bases 427 to 1380 code for a protein of 317 amino acids. The transcript is spliced from 3 exons. Gene Ontology annotation, biological process: rRNA processing; ribosomal large subunit biogenesis. Gene Ontology annotation, cellular component: preribosome, large subunit precursor; nuclear periphery; nucleolus. The record is from RefSeq and is a predicted model, not a curated record. NCBI's taxonomy places the organism in Eukaryota, Metazoa, Arthropoda, Insecta, Hymenoptera, Agaonidae.